Molecule: messenger RNA, 2180 nt
Organism: Hibiscus syriacus
Lineage: Eukaryota; Viridiplantae; Streptophyta; Magnoliopsida; Malvales; Malvaceae
Product: protein FREE1-like
Exons: 10
Coding region: 141-1952 (603 amino acids)
Biological process (GO): intralumenal vesicle formation; multivesicular body assembly
Cellular component (GO): ESCRT I complex; late endosome membrane
Molecular function (GO): ubiquitin binding; metal ion binding
Source: RefSeq, a predicted model, not a curated record
UUCCGACUCAUCGUCGACUCUGACUCUGCAUCCAAUAGAAGAUGGGAAUCGGGAAAUAUAGAAGGGGGAAUAAAACCUAGCCAAAUUAGCCGUCCCAUCUCGCUCUCGGCAAGCACAAAAGAGUUUUCGUUAGAUCAGCGAUGCAACAAGGAGAUUUCAGCUCCUAUUAUCAAUAUCCUUACAAUUCAAACCCCAAUCCCAAUCCCAAUCCUAAUCCCAUCCCUAUACCGAGCCCGAGCCCGAACCUCAAUCCAACACCAGCCGAAUUUCACCGACCACCUUACGCAUCCGCGCCUCCUUUUAGCUCCAGUUACACCUCCUCCGAUUACUCCGUAUAUCCUUCAAAUUACCCUCCCUAUUCCCAAAAUGUUGAUGCUGUCCCUCCCGCUGCUUCCUCUUAUACACCUCCACCGUCAGCCACAAUAAUUCCGCCGGCGAUAACUCCACAAUCGUCUUUCAAUCAACAACCCAUUGCGCCACCAUCGGUCACCGCAUCUCCUUCGUUCCCGCCUUAUGAUUCUCAAGUUCCUUAUCAGCCACCGACUUCCCAACCUCAUUAUUAUCAGUUGUAUGAUCAGCACCAGACGUCUUCCAGCUAUGGCCCUGCUCCGCCAAACCCUAACCCCACGCCUAAUCCACCUUACUAUUCAAAUCCGUAUGGCCAAGUAGGAUCAUUGGCAUCAUCUGUUCCUCCCGCUUAUGAAAACACUUUCGACAAUCCGUUGAAAUUCGAUCAUGGCGGCGCCGGUUAUUUCGAUGAUAAAUUUGGAGGAGGUUAUAACCUCAGCAGAUCAGAUUUUGGACCCGAUCUCUAUGGUAAGCGAUCGGAUAACUAUUCACGAUAUGAUGACGAUGGUUGUUACGGUGACGGGGUUUAUGCUUAUCAAGAAGGAAAGGUGGAGCCUUAUGGGGCACGUGGUUCUGCUCGAAAAUCGUCGAGUUGGGUUCAAUUUGAUGAUUAUGGGCGGUCUAUUAAUUUCCCUUCUGCGAAAGACUCCUCUGGUGGGUCAGGUUCAUCUGCGGGUAAGAUUUUGAAGGCGGUGCCUAAGGUUGAGACCCAGCAAGAUGAAAAGAGUGGUGUCCAGAAGUUUCGGGUUAAGUUGUUGUCUGAAAGUGGAGCACAUGGCCCCAUGGAUGUACUUUGCCAGAUUGGUUUAGAUGGUAUUCGUAUGCUUGAGCCUAGCAGCAGUCGAACAUUGAGAAUAUAUCCUCUUGAGAACAUCACAAGAUGUGAAGUGAUGGACUCAUCUACCCUGGCAUUCUGGUCCAAGAGCUCUGUUGACAUUGAACCAAGGCGCAUCAGGUUGCAAUCAAACAGUUACACAACAAACACCCUUCUGGAUAUUGUAACAGCUGCAACUGUACAGAUCAAGGAGAUGGGUUGGAAAAGUCGGCCUCCUGAACCUCUAAAGACUGCUGAUCUAUCUGCAGAAAAGAAGAGAGGAUUUGCUGACUGGAUGAACAUUAUAAAGCCUGGUGUUGAGGAGAAAGAUCAUUGGGUGCCUGAUGAAGCUGUUUCAAAAUGCACUGCAUGUGCAACAGAUUUUGGGGCUUUUGUACGGAAGCACCACUGCAGGAACUGCGGGGAUAUUUUCUGUGAUAAGUGUACCCAAGGUAGAACUACUCUAACUGCUGAUGAGAACGCUCAACCUGUCAGGGUUUGUGACCGGUGCAUGGCUGAAGUGACUAGGAGGCUGAGUAAUGCUAAGGAAGCAGCAAGUAAACCUACUGGGUUACAGAGUCAUGAGGAUCUUGCUAGGAAGCUUCAGGAGGAGAUGGGGAAAAGUCGCAGUGCAUUAUCAGGGACCAAGUCCAACGGAUCUGGUAGACAGAUGAAGGAGGUUGCCUGUCCUACAUGCACUGUUCAUUUGCAGGUACAAGUUCCCAGCUCAGGCUCUGAGACCGUUGAAUGUGGGGUGUGCCAGCAUCCUUUCCUUGUUAGUGCCCAUUGAUCCUGGGCUUUUGUCACCAGCAAAGGCUCUUAGUUUUCUCAAUCAAUUUCUUGUUGAGGUUGUGAUUAUGAUAAACCAAUAUGGAUUAGAUUUCUGUGUUUUCAUUUAUUUUUCAAAACCUGUGGGACACUUUGGUCUUCUGUUCAAGUUAUUGUGCAUAUGAAAAUUGCUUGUUAAUCUCGAGUCAUGCCUGUUUAUAAAUUUUACAGAUCCUUUUUAACUUAUAAU